AUGACUCUCCUGACCAACGGCCAAGCGCUCCCUCCCACCCAAUGGGCCCACGUUUUCAAAACCCGGGGUCAAACCAUCGAGCUCAAACAGAUCCCCGUUGGCACCCCAGGCCCAGAUGAGGUGCUGGUUCAGAUGGAGUAUUCGGGUGUCUGCCACACAGAUCUCCAUGCAUGGAAGGGCGACUUUCCUCCUACCCCGAAACCAGAUCUCGUCGGUGGCCACGAAGGCGUCGGUCUCGUUGCUGCGAUCGGAUCGCAAGUGCAUGGUCUCCGGAUUGGAGAUACGGUCGGAAUACAGUGGAUUAACAGAACCUGCGGAGUAUGCGAGUUCUGCUCGACUGGGAAUCAACCAUUGUGCCCCAAGCUCCAGCUCUCGGGGUAUAUGGUCGAUGGAACCUUUCAGCAGUAUUGUAUCUGCAAGGCUGACAAUGCAGUUCGGAUCCCUCCGGGGAUUUCCCUGGAGGCUGCUGCUCCGGUUCUCUGCGCUGGAAUCACGGUGUACAAGGCGCUCAAAGAAAGUAAUGUCCAGCCAGGACAGAUUAUUGCUAUUGUUGGCGCUGGUGGAGGACUGGGGUCAUUAGCCGUUCAAUACGCCAAAGCCUGCGGACACAAGGUCCUGGCUCUAUCCAGUGGAUCGGCCAAGGGACAUAUGUGUCUGUAUGACCUGGGAGCGGAUUACUUUGUUGACUACAAAUCGCCCAAUGUCGCCGAGGAAGCGAAGCACGUUACGGGUGGUGGACCACACGCUGCCAUGAUCGUUUCGUCGGUCGAGGAACCGUUUCACCGAGCUACACAGUACAUCCGUCCCGGAGGCACGAUCGUCGCAGUCGGUCUCCCGCCCGGGAAGAUAUCAACGGAUCUGUUCUCCAUGGUAACUCAGAAGAUCAGUAUCAAGGGCUCCUAUGUGGGUAACAGACAGGAAACAGAGGAAGCACUUGCCAUUCUGAUUAGGGCUGGCUUUAGUGUUCAGUAUGAUGUGGUUGACUUUGCAGAGCUGCCGAAUAUAUAUGACCUGAUGGAGAAGGGACAAAUGCAAGGUCGGAAGGUGCUAAAAAUAGGCAAAACACUCUCGAAAAGCCCCGAGUACCUGUCCACAUUUUCGAAAGAUCUCCACUUCCGCCCAAGGCAGAACGGAAUAGCAGGAAAUGUUGUGUCACCAGAGCUUGAGCGAGCCAUCGAGCGAGCUGGUGGAGAUUUCCGAUCUGAUACCGUGACUGUGCCGACCGAGCCAGUGAUGCAAGCAAUCAUAAACGCGUCUAGCUUCGAGGAUGACAUCUACGAGGGCGGGGAUCCAGCCGUUAACGCAUUCCAAGACAAAAUCAAAGCGAUGACAGGAAAAGAAGCAGCACUGUUUGUUUUGUCCGGUACCCAAGGUAACCAAAUUUGCUUACGAACGCAUCUCCAUCAACCACCUCAUACGAUCCUGCUGGACUACCGCGCCCACGUCCAGGUUUGGGGGACCGGUGGGCUUCCUCUCUUUUCGCAGGCAACAGUGACAGGCGUGGAACCAAAGAACGGAGUCCAUCUCACGCUGGAUGAUAUCAAAGAUAGAAUCGUGGAGGAAGGGAACUUCCACUUUCCCCCUACCCGGGUCGUCUCCCUCGAAAACACCCUCUCCGGCUCAAUCCUACCCCUGAAGCACGCCCGCGAGAUCUCCAACUACGUCCGCAACGUCCGCGUCCCGCCCGGCCGAACCCGAAUCGCGAUGCAUCUCGACGGCGCACGUCUCCUUGAAGCCACCACAGCCGAGAACGUCAGCGUCAGGGAAUACCUCGACUGCUUUGACAGCGCAAGCAUCUGUAUCUCCAAGGGCUGCGGCGCUCCAAUGGGAAGUGUCAUCGUGGGAAGCAGGGAAUUCAUCGAUCGCGCCAGGUGGUUCCGGAAGAUGUUUGGCGGGGCGACUCGACAGACUGGAAUAAUGGCCGCCGCUGCCUCCGCAUCCCUAGACUACUGUCUCCCUCUCCUCCCCAAAGUGCAUGCUCUGACCCGUCGAGUCGCAGAAUAUCUCCAUCGCAUUGGGUAUGAGUUUCUCUUACCCGUGGAGACGAAUAUGAUUGUGUUGAAUUUGAAGAAGACGGGGAUCGACGGAGAGAGUCUUGUUCGGUACUGUACGAAAUAUGGCCUGCGGACGUUUCCGAGUGGACGGUUGGCGUUUCAUCAUCAGAUUUCCGAGGAUGGGGUUUCAAGGCUGCAGAGGGCUUUGUUAGAGCUGAUUACGGAUGUUAAGAGGGUUUAG
Molecule: messenger RNA, 2235 nt
Organism: Aspergillus ibericus CBS 121593
Lineage: Eukaryota; Fungi; Ascomycota; Eurotiomycetes; Eurotiales; Aspergillaceae
Exons: 12
Coding region: 1-2235 (744 amino acids)
Biological process (GO): amino acid metabolic process
Molecular function (GO): oxidoreductase activity; zinc ion binding; lyase activity
Source: RefSeq, a predicted model, not a curated record